ACUCAUUGCAAGUAGUGGUCAUGACCCUAUUGGUUCACCAGGAAGAGUCCCUCCUUCUCUCCUCAGAUUUAAGUCACUACCUAAGCUUACCAGCUACCAAGACAUCUCAACAUGUUGGGUGUGAUCAUCGGUGCUGCAUUAGGAGGAGCUGGAGCUGUCGUUGCUGCUCCCGUAGUCCUGGGUGCUGUGGGCUUCACUGGGGCAGGAAUUGCAGCGGGAUCCAUAGCAGCCAACAUGAUGUCAGCAGCAGCAAUCGCCAAUGGGGGUGGAGUUGCAGCAGGAAGCCUGGUAGCCAUACUGCAGUCUGUGGGGGUUGCUGGACUCUCUACAUCAUCCAACAUCAUCCUGGGCUCUGUUGGGGCUGGCUCUGUUGGGGCAGCUCUUCUGGCCUUGCUUUGAACUUACUGAUGACACUUCUGCAGUUGAACCUACUGCCUAUAAGGAAUAUCCAGAAGACAGUGUACCACAUGAUGAUCCCCAUAUCCAUCACUGAAGUCAGAGAAAGAUGAAAAAUAAAGGUUAUAUGCUUGUA
Molecule: messenger RNA, 532 nt
Organism: Mesocricetus auratus (golden hamster)
Lineage: Eukaryota; Metazoa; Chordata; Mammalia; Rodentia; Cricetidae
Product: interferon alpha-inducible protein 27-like protein 2A
Exons: 4
Coding region: 112-399 (95 amino acids)
Biological process (GO): apoptotic signaling pathway
Cellular component (GO): membrane; mitochondrion
Source: RefSeq, a predicted model, not a curated record